UAAACCACCUGACUAGGCAACAGAGGAACAUAUAAUCAGAAUUCACCCUUUGGCAAUACUUGCUGAUUGGGUCACAAAAAGCAAGCGGCUUUUAACCUUUAAUAUCUGGCUCCCGAGUUGUGCCACGAGUAGUCGCGAAGGAGAGGUUCUCCCUCAGUUUUCCCGGAGGAUAGAAAUAAAAAUCCAUCAGCACAGAUUCUGUUUUUUCCCCUCUUCGGUUAAAAUCUCAGUGCGCGUAUGAGCGUGCGUGUAGGCAUUUUGCUGGAGAUGUUUUACGAAACUUUAAGGAUGAUAUACCUUGGAUGUUUCCUGUUGCUCUGUGGGUUUACGCACGUUAUGGCAAGUUAUCCUAUCUGGUGGUCACUAGCAGUGGGCCACCAGUAUUCCUCACUGGGUAAUCAACCUAUUCUAUGUGGCAGCAUCCCAGGCCUGAUCCCCAAACAGCUGCGUUUCUGCCGGAACUACGUGGAAAUCAUGCCUAGCGUCGCUGAAGGGGUGAAGAUUGGCAUCCAAGAGUGUCAGCACCAGUUCAGAGGCCGACGCUGGAACUGCACCACAGUCAAUGACAAUCUGGCUAUUUUUGGACCAGUGUUAGAUAAAGCCACUCGAGAGUCAGCAUUUGUGCAUGCUAUUGCCUCAGCGGGAGUGGCAUUUGCAGUGACCCGUGCCUGUGCUGAGGGUUCAGCCACUAUCUGUGGAUGUGACACACGUCGCAAGGGCCCCCCUGGUGAGGGAUGGAAGUGGGGUGGCUGCAGCGAGGAUGUGGAGUUUGGGAGCAUGGUGUCCCGGGAGUUCGCUGAUGCCAGGGAGAAUCGCCCUGAUGCACGCUCAGCCAUGAACCGCCAUAACAAUGAAGCAGGAAGAAUGUCCCUCAGCGACAACAUGUUUCUGAAGUGCAAGUGCCAUGGUCUUUCGGGGAGCUGUGAGGUCAAGACGUGCUGGUGGUCUCAGCCUGACUUCCGAGUUAUUGGUGACUACAUGAAGGAUAAGUAUGACAGCGCAUCUGAGAUGGUUGUGGAGAAACAUAAGGAGUCCCGUGGGUGGGUGGAGACCCUGAGACCCAAAUACAACUACUUCAAACCCCCCACAGAGCGUGACCUGGUUUAUUAUGAAAACUCACCUAAUUUCUGUGAUCCUAAUCCUGAGACUGGUUCCUUUGGCACUCGUGAUCGCAUCUGCAACCUAACGUCACAUGGCAUAGAUGGAUGUGACCUCCUGUGCUGCGGAAGAGGUCACAAUACCCGGAUUGAGAAGCGAAAGGAGAAGUGCCACUGUAUUUUCCACUGGUGCUGCUACGUCAGUUGUCAGGAGUGUGUGAGAGUCUAUGACGUGCACACCUGCAAAUAGGGAUGUCUGGUUCUCAGCUUAUAUAACCAAAAUGUAAAGACUUCAGUAGGCAGCAGAACAAAUACAGGAACUUUUCUGCAAAACAUGAGAGACUGUAAACUCGUCUGACUUGUCCGAGGACUCCGAUGGCAACAUGCUGUGAUACUAAGAAGAGCCAUAAUCAACAGGAGCAACUGAGUAGAUGUCAACAUCACAAAGCAUUACCUGCAUGAACUGCAAUAGUGUUGACGAGAAGAACAACAAUGUUAUCUACAGAGAUAACAAAAGAGUUUUCAUGUACUGACGUAGAGAAGGAGGACUGUCGGCUAAUUGACAAACACCAUAUUGGUGAUUUUUUUUCUCUGUUCCAAGUAGUUACUUUGUUGAGACUAGUACAGCACUGCCAAUGCUUUCAAGUGAAUAGGACAAACAAUGAAAAAGUCACAUUUUCUUCAAUGUGUAAUCAUCACUUGUUUUUGCCACAAGAAAGGUGAACAUAAGAUUUGCUAUUUACAUGAUCAGACACUCAACAGCAUGCAUUCUCUUCCUCAGCAUUAUUAGUAUGUGUGUGUAUAUAUGAAAACUAAUAUUAUUGUUGCGUGAAUGAGUAUUUUGUAUAGUGUUAAUAUGUUUCUGAUGUUUGGGUAAGAAUGCACUUGCACCUGAGUGAAUGUAGUUAUUAUGCUGUAAUGUGUUUACAUAUUCACAAAUUCUCAAGCUAACAUAUUAAUAUCUGCUUUAAAUUACUCAUUUUAUUUAAGAGUAUAUGUGAGCCACAUCCACUGAACAUCGACCAAUUAAGACAAUACACAGUCUGCACAUUUCCUGACACACGUGAAAACACAGGAAGCUUUUUCUUAAAUGAUAAGGCAGUUUUCUAUAUUAACAGUAUUUCAGCACUCCCCAUACAGAGACUAAAACUUGCAAUGAAUUGCCUCUACCCAUGAAUAAUGUGAAACACACCGCUGCACUGGGUGACAUAUUUCUUCAUUAGUAAAACCCAGACCUGAGUGUAAGGAGCUAGUAGAAUGUAAACAAAACUGAGUGCUGGGCUGGGGUUUAGUAAUCUAACAACGUGUCACCCAGUCUCAGCAGUUUGUUUCUCUGAUGUGUUUUUAAUUGUUUUUGGACAACAACGGAGCUCUAUCACACAGCAAAACAUGCUAAUCAAGGACUGACAGGCUGACAAACAUUAAACAUGAGGAGAGGCAAUUUAUUGUUGGUUUUAGUCUGUGUAUGGAGAUUUCUGAAAACAGUACCAAUAGAGAAAAUGAGCAGCUUUAUCCUUUAAGAGUAACAGUGCUUGGAACAACAUAGUGAGUUAUGACCAAAGAUAAGAAAAGAAAACCCCCUGUUAUUCUGAGGUAGUCAACUGUAAUGAAUCUGAAUGGUCAGCACUUGUCCUGUUGAGAAAUAUGAAGCAUCUUCUCCUUGGUUUUUUUUUUAUCAGUAUUAGCAAUGUCACAUGUGACUGGGUGUGGGGGAAAAUUCUUAUUUAUAUGUGGAUAUGUCCACAUUUUCUUUCAUUUAUACAAAUAUAAUAUUCUUUAUUUUGAUAUUUGAUCAGAGAGAAGUAAAUUCUGUGCUCCAUGAGAAAAGACACAAAUGGCAGAUAAACUGCAAACUAAGCUGUAUCAUAUAAGCUCUGUAUAAUACAGUAAAAUUUGCAGUUGUAGAAAAAAAAAAGAUGACCAAAUCUGUUCACGUGAUGAUUCUCAGUUGUGGCUUAUUGUUCCAAACUAAACAACAAGCAGAAUCACUGAAACGACAGUAUCAGUACUUUCCUUAUUUUAACGCUGCUAAAUAAAGAUAAUGUGG
This is a messenger RNA of Monopterus albus (swamp eel), 3144 nucleotides long. It is a transcript of the gene wnt3a, whose product is annotated as wingless-type MMTV integration site family, member 3A. Gene Ontology annotation, molecular function: frizzled binding; cytokine activity. The record is from RefSeq and is a predicted model, not a curated record. Lineage: Eukaryota; Metazoa; Chordata; Actinopteri; Synbranchiformes; Synbranchidae. The transcript is spliced from 4 exons. Gene Ontology annotation, cellular component: extracellular region. Bases 238 to 1347 code for a protein of 369 amino acids. Gene Ontology annotation, biological process: multicellular organism development; canonical Wnt signaling pathway; neuron differentiation.